AUGUCUACAGAUACCAGAGCAACAGGUUCAAAUAGCAAUAAAAAGGUGGCAGCCUCUUCUUCUUCCUCUGCUCCUCACGACUCUAUUCGCAAGUAUUUAACUAUUAAACCUUCUGCGUCGUCGCCUACAGACGCUGUAUCAACAAAAAAGGCUUUAUCUUCAACAGAUGAUAACAUCAGGCCCCCAGCCAAGGCCAAUCGCACGCCUGCUAAACCAAUGACUCCAUCGAAAUCAUCUUCAGAAGCAUCUGGACAGACUCGUUUUUUGGAGUUAUUCAACAAGACUCGAAAGAACACAAAAUCUCGCACCAGUACGACUGCUACCACUGCCUCUACCAGUAGCAAGAGCACAACCACCAGCAGCAACAGCACAAGCACAAGCACAAGCACAAGCACAAGCACAAGCACAAGCACGAGCACGAGCACUAAAACAACAGCCAUCAUCAAAGAGAAUCGUCCAUCGCCUGUAAAGAGAUCCUACUCUGCCAUGUCACACCUGGAUUCAGUCAACAAGUCGUGGAUGAACUCGCCCAUCUCCUCCAACAAAAAGACCUGCGACAAUAAAGCUUAUGAUCGUCUCACACCAGGUAUCACAGACAUGCUCUCUGCUCAAGCCAUUAUUAAGUCAUCUCAACAAAUUCUUGAUAACACUGGAUCUGAAAGUUAUCAAGAGCAAAUCGCCCAUGCUAUUGGCAUCGAUACCACCAAGCGUAUUUUAAGCUUCACACAAGAAGCGCCUCUCACGCACAAGAUUGAUAUCAACAAGAACGCACCUCAAGCCAAGCUGUCCACGCACACAUCCUCACACGUGAAACGACACAUCUUGCAGACACCAGAAAAGAUUUUAGACGCUCCUUACAUGGAUGAUGAUUACUAUCUCAAUGUGCUUGAUUGGUCAAAAACCAAUGUCGUGGCUGUGGGUCUCGGUAAAGCCAUUUACCUUUGGAAUGCUGAUAAUGGUACCAUUCAAGCGCUCAAUUACAACUAUGAUGAUCAAGUCGCGUCUGUCAAUUGGUCUGGGGAUGGCUCGUAUUUGGCUGUAGGCACAACAGGCGGUGACACUCAGAUUUGGGAUGUGCAAUCCAACACACGAUUGCGUACAAUGAACGGUCAGAAUUGUCGCAUUGGCGUUUUGUCUUGGGAUAAGCAUCUCGUUUCUUCAGGUGGACGUGACGGUAGCAUCUUUCAUCAUGAUGUACGUAUGGCCAAGCACACUGUGCGUGAACUUUACGGUCAUUCAGAUGAAGUAUGUGGUCUCAAGUGGCGUUGGGAUGGCCAAUCCUUGGCAAGUGGCGGCAAUGAUAAUACAGUCAAUAUCUGGGAUGCUAGAUCGACUGAGCCUGCUCAUGUCAAGAGACAGCACACGGGUGCCAUCAAGGCGCUUGCUUGGUGUCCUUGGAAUCACUCUACACUGGCUACUGGUGGCGGCAGAGAUGACAAGCAGAUUCAUUUCUGGAACUCAUCUACUGGUGCCCGUAUGAAGUCUGUCAAUGCUGGAUCACAAGUGACAUCGCUUCAUUGGUCUCACCAUCACAAAGAAAUCGUAUCUACACAUGGCCUCCCUCAUAAUCAAUUGACUGUGUGGGCGUAUCCAUCCUUGAACAAAGUCAUUGAUAUCCCUGCACAUGAAUCGAGAAUCCUACAUUCUGCCCUAAGCCCUGACGGUCAAGUACUAGCUACUGCUGCUGCUGAUGAAAAUCUAAAGUUCUGGAGAAUCUUUGAACACGACGGAAAGGCUCGUCUUGGCUCAGAGAGCAAUCGCCUAACCAUGAAAAAAGAAGUUCAAUUAAGAAGAACUAACUCUAUUCGAUAA
Messenger RNA from Mucor velutinosus, 1812 nucleotides. RefSeq names its product origin recognition complex subunit 4. Gene Ontology annotation, molecular function: anaphase-promoting complex binding; ubiquitin ligase activator activity; protein binding. Gene Ontology annotation, biological process: positive regulation of anaphase-promoting complex-dependent catabolic process; positive regulation of ubiquitin protein ligase activity; anaphase-promoting complex-dependent catabolic process. NCBI's taxonomy places the organism in Eukaryota, Fungi, Mucoromycota, Mucoromycetes, Mucorales, Mucoraceae. The record is from RefSeq and is a predicted model, not a curated record. Gene Ontology annotation, cellular component: anaphase-promoting complex. The transcript has 3 exons. The coding region runs from base 1 to 1812 and encodes 603 amino acids.